Molecule: messenger RNA, 4093 nt
Organism: Mugil cephalus (flathead mullet)
Lineage: Eukaryota; Metazoa; Chordata; Actinopteri; Mugiliformes; Mugilidae
Gene: exoc3l2a
Product: exocyst complex component 3-like 2a
Exons: 13
Coding region: 250-3036 (928 amino acids)
Biological process (GO): exocyst localization; exocytosis
Cellular component (GO): exocyst
Molecular function (GO): SNARE binding
Source: RefSeq, a predicted model, not a curated record
CCUCAGGAAAACAUAUCACCUUCCACCACAAUAGAGCCCGUCAGGAAACCACAGGCAGCCACAUUGCUCUCUUGAGUCACCAAGUACUUUUGGACACGCUCUCACACUCAUCAGUGGCUUACACACAUGCACAUGCACACAUUCCACUCAACAGCUUGGCAGCUCACACCACCAGCGCACUCCAGGAUGACACUGUACUGAAACACAGCAAGGCAUUGUCAUCAGUUUGUGAAAGUAUCAUCUGCAACCAUGCCUAUCCUAAAGAAGCUCCCUGGAAGAUCCAAGAGCUGCCACGAAUUCCCCAGAGUGAAUGGAGAACUGAUUCUGCCCCGGCUGGACCUGGACAUGAAGGACUUGAAUGAUCUCAACGACCUGAAGGAGCUGAAUGACCUAAAAGAUCUGAACAAGAACCUGAACCCCUUUGAGGAUGUGGACCUGGACGAGGAUGAAAGGAACGGAGGUGACAUGGGCCUCAUCAUGGGUGAGGUCAGGGGUAACCUCAGGUCGUCCCGUGACGGGGAAGAGGAGGAAAACGAGGUGAACGCAGAGAGGCACGGGGCGGGGAACCCCAAAGGGAAGCCGCUCAGGGGGACACUGGAGAGGAUCUGUGGGGUGUCGCCACUCAAAACCCUCGGAAAACUAGGGAAAGGGCUGCGCAUAUCAGGACGCAAUGUAUGGAGUAACAACUCUCCCCACUUCAGCCCUGGAGACUCAAAUACGCUUCCAACCGAGAAGGAGAAAAAGAAAGGACUACGCAGGGGCUCGGAGGGAAUUAUGACACUGCUCCGGUUCACGGGUCGACGUAAGGAGGAACGCAGAGAAAGCCUGCCCUGUGGGGAUCUCGUGGCAGAAAGUGAGGCAGAGACUUCCAGGCGACCCUCCUUCCUCAAGAUCAGCCUGGGCAAGCUGAAGAGAGAAUCCAUGUCAGACAAGGCGUCCCAAGAGGCUGAAGAGGAAACGGUGGAGGAUGACCCGGUGGUCAAAACCAGAGAACCCCUCUCAGUUCUCGAGAUUCUGCAGUUGGUCAACCACAGGGACCUUCUCCUGGCUGACACACACAUUCAGGAGCUGGAGCGAGAGUGUGAGCUCCUGUCUCUCCUGCCAGUUGCAACGUCUCCCACUCUGACACCUGUCCAAAGUCCCAGCCCCCUAUCUAGCAUGAUCCCUUCGUCAUCCUCAUCUCUGGAUGAGUCCAAUGCAACACUGGAUUCAAGCCGCAGAAAGGCAAAAGACGUAGAGCUUCUAUAUGAAGCGCUGCAAAAGGAAAUGUGGGAUGUAGUACGGGAGUCCCUCCGCCAGCCCAGCGCUGGGCCCAACCUUGGUCUGGUGGUGCUGGUGAUUCAACAAGAGGAGCAUGCGGAUGCUGCCUGGGUCCUGAGAGAAGAGACCAAGCCAGAACGAGAGCUCUCCUUCAUCCAGUCAAGCCAUCGUCCCCGACAACUGAAGAGGAAGUGGAGGCAGGCCGUGGCGGAGGCCGCGGACUGGAGCCUGCCACAUCAAGUGGACACCCAGGCGGGCCAGCUGGCCUAUUACCUGGAGCGCCUGAGGUGUCGAAUGGUAGAUGACCUCGAUGCAGCGAGGAGGAAUGCUGUAUCCAUAUAUCCAGAGGAGUUUGCUGCUUUCCAAGUGUAUGUGGAAAGUUAUCAUCGAGCUGUGGCCAAACGUCUUCGGACCAUUACCAGUGGCCCACUGCAGAUCACGGAUGUGUAUUCACUACUAGACUGGUUCUACAACAUCUACAACAGGGAUGUUCUAGGAACCAUUGGCACCACCACACCCAUCAACUAUGGCACACUGGAUUCAAUUCUCCCUCAAGAGACGGUGGACAGGCUAGAACAAGACUGCAUCAGUAUUGUCAGGGAUAAGGUGACAACAGAGCUGCUCCAGGUUCUGGAUGAAGAGGAGCGGCGAUGGGCCCAGACUCUGCACAUUGAGGAGUUUCAGUCGCACCUGGCCCGCUCAGUCAUCCAGAGGCUGAAGGUGGACUUGGACAGAUCAACAUCCGUGAACCAGUUUCUAGGAGCAAGAGUGGCUCGCUGCAGUCUCGUUGGACUGGCUAACUUUCUCUACAGUUUCCAGAGGAAGGUGGAGAUUUUUCAUGAGACUCAGGCAGAAUUUGGAGACAGAGGAGAUGGAUACGUUUCCAGGACCAUAGCUCUGGUUAACUGUUGCCCUCCUCUCAGAUCCUUUGUGGAGCGCUGCAGGCAGUGUGACCCACAAGGCAGCGAGGAGUCAGCGCAAAGAGCCAACACCUCUCUGGACAGGAUCAUCAACCAGUCAGUGAGGGUGCUGACAGAGAAACUGUUUGAGCACAUCAGGCCUUUCUUUGACAAGCUGAUAAAGAGAAAAUGGCUGAACAACACAGAGGCCUUUGACGCAAUAGAGGCCAGCAUUAAACAACACUUCAAGAAGUUCAGAAGGAUGGACCCUCCACCAUAUCAGACGCUGGUGGGUGAAGUGCACCGGCGGGUCCUGGUGGAGUAUGUCCGAGCCAUCAUGAAGAGAAGGGUCAUCUGCACGUCCUCCAAGAUGAGGAAGAGGAUGGCCUUCCGUCUUCAAGAUGAGGCCAAACAGCUAAAAGGACUCUUCAAGGAUCUGGAAUCAAAUGCAUCCUGGCUGGACAGCCUCCUCUGCCACCUAGCUGACAUCAUUCUCCUGGAAGACACCCCCUCCAUCCAGAUGGAGGUGGCCGUCCUGGUAAAAGAGUUUCCAGACAUAAGGAAGAAACACGUCUCCACCCUGCUGAAUGUACGAGGGAUGAUGAGGCAAACGGAGCGACAGGAGAUCCUCAACAUUGUCAAAGACUUUGAAUGCAGCAGCACCCUCAUGUGCAGGGACCACGCCCUCUUUUCCGACAUCCCCAUCACCUCAGAGGUGCACUGCAUCAGCCUGGGUCUCCUCCGCCUGGCCAUGACCGUCACUAACUGGUUCUCAGAGCACCGGCCGCGGCGAAACCCCAGGACAAGUAUCAGAAAUGCGACACCUCAACCCACCGAGCACAUGGAAGACACAAAUAAGCUUCAUAGAGAAGACUAGCUGUAUUUGUGCCAGGAGAGCAGUCACAGAAACACUGUGAAGAUUCUAGUGAGAUGUACAUGCACCUUGACCAAAAAACUGAUUGUACCAAAUAUUGCAACACUUAGAAAGAAACUUGACCUCAGGUACUGCUCAUGAUGUACAUGCUCCCUGACCUACUGACUUUUCGCCAUCUCUGCAGGUGUGUUUUUAAUGGAAAUGUGAAACAGUGUAUUGUAAUAUCUCACCAUUUAUAGUACUUUUAAGUUGACCUACACAUCUACAGAAGUAAGAAGUGAUAUAAAAUAUCCUCAAAAUGUAACGUGUUCAGUCUUUUUUAGGCUUUUACUCAUCCAUGUCCUUGCAGGAAUAUCUGCUUCCGGAUGCAAGAUUUACAGUGGUUGUUGUUCAGUAUAUAUUUACAGAUUAUAUAAUCCCAUAGCACAUAUGUACAAUACUGUGUUACAGGCACUUUAUAUGGUUUGAUUGUUAUCCAGCACAAAAUACCUUUAGAGAUGCAUCUGAUCGGUCCCAAAUUCAUUUUGCAGCACGGCACUGAUCCAGAGUCACAAAAAGUGUUUUCAGUGAGAGGAAGACCUGUAACAUAGGUUCGGGUCUCCACAGAGCAAUGAACUCAGAAUCAUGACUUCACAACAGGAUUACAUAAAGCAGCAGAAGAGACUGAGAGAGUGAUUAGAAGGCUACAAGAACGAGAACUGGUGCUGUUUCGAAAUGCAAACGGUGUGAUUUUUUUUCUUUUUAUUGCACUUAAUAUGAAUUUAACUGAUGGACAAUAAAAAAAAGUAUUAAUUGAGCUUUUGAAAGCAUCCUCACUUUACUUUAAAACCUUUGCAUAGUACUGCGUGUGAGGAUGUUGUGUAUGGAAAUGUAAAUGAGUUAAACUCUCACUGUGAAUGAAAUGGAUCUAUUGCUGGAAACACAAAUAAAGCCCAUUGACUGGGCAGACUAAACAAAUUACGUCAUUCUCUGUCAUUCAAUACUCUUUUGUAUUACAGGUGAAAAAAAUGUAAUUUGUUUGCAUCCGGGAUGUUGAUAAAGAUGAGUCAACUCUUAAAAA